Cucurbita moschata (crookneck pumpkin) is the source of this 3026-nucleotide messenger RNA. Its product is annotated as leucine-rich repeat receptor-like tyrosine-protein kinase PXC3. NCBI's taxonomy places the organism in Eukaryota, Viridiplantae, Streptophyta, Magnoliopsida, Cucurbitales, Cucurbitaceae. The record is from RefSeq and is a predicted model, not a curated record. Gene Ontology annotation, biological process: protein phosphorylation. Gene Ontology annotation, molecular function: ATP binding; protein kinase activity; protein binding. The coding region runs from base 173 to 2842 and encodes 889 amino acids. The transcript is spliced from 3 exons.
UUCCAUCGCCCUUUCCCCUUUUCCCCUUUCCCACCAAAAAAACACACUCACAAUGUCAUUUUCUCUGUUCUUUUUCAUCUUCCUCUUGAUCGAUUUCAUGUGGGUAUCAACAUAUCCUCCAUUGCUCCUCCAGAGUUUUGAGUAAAAGGGAAGAUCUCAAAAGGGGUUUUUCAUGGCCUUUUUGUGUUGUUAUCUCUCCAUUUUUCUUGGAAUUCUUUUCAACUCCCAGUUUCUGGGGGCUGUUCUUGAUGAUGAAAUCACCAUGUCCGCCAUUAGAGAGGAGCUUCAAGUUCUUGAGUGGAGCUCCAACAUCUCUGAGUACUGUUCUUGGAAGGGUGUUCAUUGUGGUUUGAACCAUUCCAUGGUUGAAGCUCUUGAUCUUUCAGGUCAUUCUCUUAGAGGUAUUCCAACACUGAUUUCUAAGCUCAAAGCUCUGAAAUGGCUUGAUCUAUCCUACAAUGACUUCCACGGCGACGUCCCGUCGAGUUUCGCAACCUUAUCCGAGCUCGAAUUCCUUGAUUUGUCUUUGAAUAAGUUUGAUGGUUCGAUCCCGCCCGAGUUUGGUGGUCUCAAGAACCUCAAAUCAUUGAACCUUUCCAAUAAUCUUCUUGUGGGAGAAAUUCCUAAUGAGCUUCAAGGAUUAGAGAAAUUGGAGGAUUUUCAAGUUUCUAGCAAUAGGUUGAAUGGUUCAAUUCCAAGUUGGGUUGGAAAUUUGAGCCAUCUAAGAGUUUUUACAGCUUAUGAGAAUGACUUUGUUGGUGUAAUUCCUGAUAAUCUCGGUUCGGUUUCCGAGCUCCAUGUGUUGAAUCUUCAUACCAAUAGGCUUGAAGGCUCGAUUCCUCGAAGUAUUUUCGGUUCGGGGAAGCUUGAGAUUUUGGUUCUUACACAAAACAGAUUGACUGGCCAGCUUCCUGAAGAGAUAGGUAACUGUAAAAGCCUUACGAGCGUUCGAAUCGGGAACAAUGAUCUCAUUGGUUCGAUACCUCCAGCCAUUGGCAAUGUCAGUAGCCUUGCUUACUUUGAAGUGGAUAACAAUCACCUUUCGGGCGACAUUACGUCUCGGAUUUCACGGUGCUCGAAUCUCACUCUGCUGAAUCUAGCAUCAAACGAGUUCACCGGGGUGAUUCCUCGUGAACUCGGAGAGCUGAUGAAUCUGCAGGAGCUUAUUCUUUCCGGUAAUAGCUUGUAUGGCGACAUUCCUAGAUCGAUGCUCCGGUGCAAGAAUCUCAACAAGCUCGAUUUAAGCAGCAAUCGAUUCAAUGGUACUAUUCCUUCAGAUAUCUGCAAUAUAUCAAGAUUGCAGUACUUACUUUUGGAACAGAACUCAAUAAAAGGAGAGAUACCUAAAGAGAUUGGAAAAUGUACAAAGCUUCUCGACUUACGACUCGGUAGUAACUACCUAACUGGAAGCGUCCCUUCCGAGAUCGGUCGUAUUAAGAACUUACAGAUAGCUUUGAACUUGAGCUUCAAUCAUCUAAACGGACCGGUGCCUACGGAGUUGGGGGAACUUGAUAAACUGGUUUCUUUAGAUUUAUCGAACAAUCGUCUCUCGGGCGAUAUCCCGUAUGAGCUUAAGGGCAUGUUAAGCUUGAUAGACGUGAAUUUUUCGAAUAAUUUACUUACUGGUUCGAUUCCUUUCUUUGUUCCAUUCCAGAAAACUGCAAGUUCCAGUUUUCUGGGAAACAAAGGCCUUUGCGGGGCUCCAUUAAGCGUUACGUGUAAAAAAUCGAUUGGUUCGUACACUCGAGAUUACCAUCAAAAGGUCUCGUACAAGAUCAUACUAGCUGUCAUCGGUUCCGGGCUGGCUGCUUUCGUAUCGGUUAGUAUAGUUGUUUUACUUUUUGUGAUGAAAGAAAAGCAGGAAAAGGCAGGAAAGUCUUCAAGAGCUGUAGAUGAUGAAAUCAUCAAGGAUCAACCGACCAUAAUAGCCGGGAAUGUCUUUGACGAUAAUCUCCGACAGGAGCUAGAUCUCGACGCGGCCGUGAAAGCGACGUUUAAGGAUUCAAACAAGCUCAUAUUUGGGACUUUUAGUACUGUUUAUAAGGCGGUCUUGCCUUCGGGGAUGAUCGUAUCGGUUAAGAGACUAAAAUCGAUGGAUAAGACGAUCGUUCAUCAUCAAAGUAAGAUGAUCAGAGAGCUCGAAAGGCUUGGCAAACUGAGCCAUGCUAAUCUUAUGCAACUCAUUGGGUAUGUUAUAUACGAAGACGUGGCUCUGUUGCUUCAUCGUUACUUACCGAACGGGACAUUGGCUCGGCUUCUUCACGAGUAUACGAAGCAACCUGAAUAUGAACCCGAUUGGCCCACGAGAUUUUCGAUCGCCGUUGGAGCAGCCGAAGGGCUAGCUUUCCUUCAUCAUGUGGCUAUAAUCCAUCUUGAUAUUUCAUCAUCCAAUAUUCUUUUGGAUGCAAACUUCAAGCCUUUGGUUGGAGAGGUUGAGAUAUCAAAACUUUUAGAUCCAUCAAGAGGCACUGCUAGUAUUAGUGCCAUUGCAGGUUCAUUUGGUUAUAUUCCACCAGAAUAUGCGUAUACGAUGCAAGUUACGGCCCCGGGAAAUGUUUAUAGCUACGGUGUCGUUUUGCUCGAGAUCCUCACAACUAGAAUGCCAGUGGAUGAGGAGUUUGGUGAAGGAGUAGAUUUGGUGAAGUGGGUGCUUAGUGCUCCUUCACGAGGCGAGACACCUGAACAGAUACUCGAUUCCCGGCUGAGCACGGUGUCGUUCGGGUGGAGGAAGGAGAUGCUUGCAGCUCUCAAGAUUGCAUUGCUCUGCACUGAUAGCGUACCAGCCAAAAGGCCAAAAAUGAAGAAAGUGGUGGAAAUGCUUAUGGAGAUCAAGCAAAAUUGAUGGGCUCCUGUGUUCGUGUAGAGUUUUCGACGUGCUUGAUGCGAAAAACGACUCGAAAUGGAGAUUGAGCUCGGGUCCUCUAAAGCAAUUGCUUUGUGAGUGACCAUACAUGACUGUGUAGUCUGGUUGUUUUCUGAUCACAACCAACCAGAUUUGUGACGAAGGAAAGUAUAUCAUUACAUAA